AUGGCUGUGCAGUUAAGAGGUGAAGCCGUAAACAGCAAAGAAAAACGAAGAGUACUACAAACUUUGGAUAUAACUGAUUCCAAAUCGACAACUGUAAAGUCGUCGUUAUCAUUUGCUGAAAAUUCCAAUAAGAUUUCCUUGAUGUCAAGACUUAUGAUGUCCCCUCAACAACUACCCUCUGUCCGGGACAUCUUUAAAGCAACAUCUACAUCAGCUCCAGAGCCUCCUAGAGAUAUUUUGAAUGAUCCUCCAUCAACAAAGCUAAGGCACUCAAUGGGGAACCAGUAUAUUCCAAGAUCAGUCCCUGGCAAAAUCCCGGUCAAUUCCGCCAACCCCUUGCCAACUUCUACUUCAGCUGGUACAACCCCUAAGGUUCCCGUAUUCCAUAAUGAUCCUUUACCUGAAAGGAGACUCACAGAACCUACUAUACCGUCUAUGUCCCUCUUUUCACAGCCUGGCCAAACACCAUUUCUGUCAGGUCGCACGUCACACCCCGUUCAAGAAGCAUUGCAACAAAGAAGUAACUCGUUGGAAGCAAAACCAAGGGGGUCUAUCGAUUCGUUACCUCUGCCCAAACUAGUUACAUACAUGCAACCUCCACAGCCAGCACAUGCCUCACCUCUGCUUUCUAAUCCAGGUCCACCUCCCGCACAGGUUAUUGUAUAUCCUCAGCAACAAGGUCCUUCAUUAGGCCCACCUCCCGUCACUUCUUCGACCAAACCAGUUGAAGCUCCUAUGUUAGUCUCAGGCCCAACUGUACCUUAUGGCUCACAACCAAUCUCUCAACAAGUCGCAUUAGCUGGUAAUCCUCCUCCUCCACCACCACCUCCUCCACAACAGGCAGAAUUCUACUAUGCAUCCAACCCCUCCAACGCUUCACAAUCUCAACAUUAUUCCAAAUAUUACUACUCGCUUAAUCCAAUAACAGGAGAACCUAUUGGAGUUACUGCUAUUCCCAUGGGCCCUACGACGGGAAUGAUUCAAUCUUAUCCAGGAGGAGUACCAUCUGGUGUUGCUCCAAUGCAACCUCAGCCUCAAGUACAAGCACAAAAUCCACUACCACCACCUCCUCCACAGCUUGGCCAUGGCUAUUCACAGCAGGUGGGCUCUACACCAGGCUCUGCAGCUUAUCUCGGGCCACCACCAGGUACACAUCCCAAUGGAUAUCCUAUGUUUCAUUAUGGCUUCCAUUACAUGGGAAUGUAUGACCCCAAUAGUGUUGGGACUUAUGGGUUUGAUCAGAACAAUGCGUUGAUGAAUAAAAGACGCAUAAUCAAAAGGAGAACUAGAACGGGCUGCCUUACAUGCCGCCGAAGAAGAAUCAAGUGCGAUGAAAGAAAGCCUGAAUGUUAUAAUUGUGAACGAAGUGGGAAAGUAUGUUUGGGAUACGAGAUUGUUGAUCCUUUAAACAUGCGCAGAAGGAAUACUGUUGCCAAUGGCAGUUUGCCCUCAAAUGCAUCCGAGAAUGAAGAGUCGAGAAUAAAGAAUGAAGAAAAAUCACAACCAGGAUCCCCUAAAAAGCUGGUGCUUGAAAAAGAUCACCAACAUGACCAGGACCAUGACCUGCAAGAAACAACAAUAAAAGACAGAAAUAAUGCCAAGUUACUUUCUGUUUCAAAUUUAUUAAGUCAAUGA
This is a messenger RNA of Lizanozyma spartinae, 1635 nucleotides long. Its product is annotated as Zn(II)2Cys6 transcription factor domain-containing protein. Bases 1 to 1635 code for a protein of 544 amino acids. Gene Ontology annotation, biological process: regulation of DNA-templated transcription. Lineage: Eukaryota; Fungi; Ascomycota; Pichiomycetes; Serinales; Debaryomycetaceae. The record is from RefSeq and is a predicted model, not a curated record. The transcript has 4 exons. Gene Ontology annotation, molecular function: zinc ion binding; DNA-binding transcription factor activity, RNA polymerase II-specific.